Molecule: messenger RNA, 1107 nt
Organism: Laetiporus sulphureus 93-53
Lineage: Eukaryota; Fungi; Basidiomycota; Agaricomycetes; Polyporales; Laetiporaceae
Exons: 9
Coding region: 1-1107 (368 amino acids)
Biological process (GO): mitochondrial electron transport, NADH to ubiquinone
Molecular function (GO): NADH dehydrogenase (ubiquinone) activity; NAD binding; quinone binding
Source: RefSeq, a predicted model, not a curated record
AUGUCCCAUCAUGAGACUGUGGCCACUGACUCCACCGCUGCCACCUCUGAGAAGAGGUCAGUAAAAACUCUGUUUAAUCUGCAUACUGUAGAGGACCUCCACAAAAUGCCUGCCUCCAAAAUUCUGGCAGAGACGGGCACAAGAAGGGACAUGCAGAUGCGACAUUUCACUGGUAAGCGUCCUCAGCAUCCUACUGCCCACCGUGUGCUUUGGUUGAUUUUUGAGCUGAACGGAGAGGAGAUUUUGCGUGAGGAUCCACAUGCCAGCCUCCUUCAUCGUGAGACAGAAAAGCUCAUUGAAUACAAGACUUACAUGCAAGCCCUUCUGUACUUCGAUCAGCUCGACUAUAUGUCUAUGAUGACAAAUGAGCUGUGCUACACUCUUACCAUCGAGAAGAUGUUGAAAAUUGAGGUGGCAGAAUGUGCAAAGUGGAUUCGAACAUUAUUCAGAGAAAUCACUGGUAUGCUGAACCAUCUCAUGGUGGUUCCAGCGCACACUAUGGACAUUGAAAAGCUAAUGGAGUUCUACGAGCGCGUUUCCGGUGCUCGCCUGCACGCGGCAUACAUCUGUCCUGGUGGUGUUGCAUUUCACCUUCCGCAUGCACUGCUGGAGGAUAUCUUCCAGUGGGUGACUCAGUUUAGUUCGCAGGUGAAUGAGAUUCAGGAGGUUAAGGAGCGGACGAUCAGCAUCGGCGUUGUCACGGUGAAGGAGGCGCUCGAUUAUAGCUUCAGUGGUGUUACCCUGCGAGGUAGUGGUGUUUCAUGGGACAUCAGGAGGGUCGCUUCAUAUGACAAGUAUGACGAGGUAGAGUUCGACAUACCUGUCAGCAAGAGUGGGGACUGCUAUGAUCGAUACCUCUGUCAAGUGCAAGAGAUGUGUGAAUUGCUCCAGAUCAUUCAUCAGCAUCUGAAUAAGAUGCCUACCGGAGUGUACAAGAUCGCUGAUCACAAGCUUUCUCCUCCUCCUCGCUUAUCGAUGAAGGAGAGCAUGAACUGGUUGAUCCACCACUUCAAGCUGUUCAGCGAGGGCUACUCUAUCCCUCCAGGUGAGAUGUUGAUACGCACCGAGAUAUUCUGCGAUCGGAAAAAUGCCAGAAACUGUGUCUGA